Maudiozyma saulgeensis is the source of this 1536-nucleotide messenger RNA. Lineage: Eukaryota; Fungi; Ascomycota; Saccharomycetes; Saccharomycetales; Saccharomycetaceae. The record is from the annotation of a GenBank genome assembly.
AUGUGUGGUAUAUUAGGUAUUGUAUUAGCCAAUCAAAAAGAUACUGUUGCACCAGAAUUAUGUGAUGCAUGCAUAUAUUUACAACAUAGAGGUCAGGAUGCAGCUGGUAUUGCAACAUGCGGUGAACGUGGUAGAAUCUUUCAAUGUAAAGGUAACGGUUUAGCUCGUGAUGUUUUUACUGAAAACAGAGUCGCUGGUUUAGCUGGUUCUAUGGGUAUUGGUCAUUUACGUUAUCCUACUGCAGGUUCAUCUGCUAAUUCUGAAGCACAACCAUUCUAUGUUAAUAGUCCAUAUGGUGUAAACAUGGCACAUAAUGGUAAUUUGGUUAAUACAGUAUCCUUAAAGAGAUAUAUGGAUGAAGAUGUACAUAGACAUAUUAAUACUGAUAGUGAUUCUGAACUUUUGUUAAAUAUUUUUGCAGCAGAGUUAGAAAAACAUAAUAAGUACAGAGUUAACAAUGAGGAUGUGUUUCAUGCUUUGGAAGGUGUAUACCGUUUAUGUCGUGGUGGUUACGCUUGUGUUGGUAUGUUAGCAGGUUUUGCUCUGUUUGGCUUUAGGGAUCCAAAUGGUAUCAGACCUUUAUUAUAUGGUGAGAGAUUAAACGAAGAUGGAUCUUUAGAUUAUAUGUUGGCAUCCGAAAGUGUUGUUCUUGAUGCUCAUGGAUUUAACAAUAUUCGUGAUUUAAACCCAGGUGAAGCUGUAAUUAUUCCAAAGAAUUGUAAUGCUGAAAAUAAACCAGAAUUUAGACAAGUUGUCGCAAUGAAUUCUUAUAGACCAGAUGUCUUUGAAUACGUUUAUUUUGCUAGACCAGAUAGUAUUCUUGAUGGUAUUUCUGUAUACGAAACAAGAUUAAAUAUGGGAGUUAAAUUAGCUGAAAGUGUCAAGAAAAUCGUGGAUCCUGCUGAUAUCGAUGUUGUUAUUGCUGUCCCCGAUACAGCUAGAACAUGUGCAUUACAAUGUGCUCAUGCUUUAGGAAAACCUUACCGUGAGGCAUUUGUUAAGAAUAGAUACGUUGGUAGAACGUUUAUUAUGCCAAAUCAAAAAGAACGUGUUUCUUCAGUGAGACGUAAAUUGAACCCCAUGAAGACUGAAUUUCAAGGUAGAAAUGUCCUUAUUGUUGAUGAUUCCAUUGUGAGAGGUACAACUUCGAUGGAAAUUGUUAAUAUGGCUAAGGAUGCUGGCGCUAAAAAAGUAUAUUUUGCCUCUGCUGCUCCUCCAAUUCGUUAUAAUCACAUAUACGGUAUUGAUCUAACGGAUAAUAAGAAUUUAAUUGCAUAUAAUAAGAGUGAAGAUGAAGUUGCUUCUGCGUUAGGUUGUGAAAAAGUUAUAUUCCAAACUUUGGAUGAUUUGAUUGAUUGUUGUAAGAGUCAAAAAAUUGAUAAAUUUGAAGUAGGUGUAUUUACUGGGAACUAUGUCACUGGUGUUGAAGAUGGUUAUCUUCAAGAACUAGAAAGAGUCCGUGCAUUAAACAAAGCACAACAGACUGCUCGUAAGUCAGAGGUAGAUGUUGGUCUAUAUAACCUUUGUGAUGACUAG